GCAGCCCCGGGUAAUGUUGCUAAAAUCCAAUUUGCAAGAAAUUAACAGAAUUUGGACUCCGAGUCGGUAAAUUCGUCAAGAACAAUUAAUCCCAGAGGUUAUAACCCCCGCGAUGAUUGGCAUCUUCCUUCAUCGUCACUUCUCAGCCCAGCCAUGCCCUCAACCACGACGCCUCAACAGGACGAUUUGGCGCUGUAUGCGCGCCCUUCUCCUACGGAGUCUGUAACAGAGACUCUACAGGUCCCUGAGAGUGUCAGCGAGAAGAGACCUGAAGAACCCAAGGGUAUCGAAUCGGUCAAGAAAGGUCGAGACUUUUGGCUCAGUUUCGUGGCCAUGAUCGUUUCGAUUUUCUUGAGUGCUCUGGAUUUGACGUCUGUGGGAACGGCCCUACCGACGAUUGCCGAUGCUUUGAAUGAUGUCAAAGGCAAUUAUGUUUGGGUUGGAUCUGCAUACGCUCUCUCUAGUACAGCCAUCAUGCCUCUCAGUGGCAGUUUGUCGGAUGCCUUUGGCAGAAAACCUGUUAUGUUGGUUUCGAUUGCACUCUUCGCUUUGGGCAGCGCUUUAGCUGGGGCAGCCCAGAAUAUGAACAUGAUGAUCGGUGCACGAACCGUCCAGGGUCUUGGUGGUGGUGGAAUCAUCAAUCUUGUAGAGAUCUUGAUUUCUGAUCUGGUCGCACUCUCGGAACGGGGAACAUACCAAGGUAUGAUCGGUCUGACUUGGUCAUUUGCCUCGGUAAGUUCUAUUGGUGGUAUGAAUGGUGGUGCUCUUUCUUCCAAGGGAAAGAAGGCUUGGAGGUGGCUCUUCUACCUCAAUUUGCCCCUUACUGGUUGUGCCUUCGUCCUCGUAUUUUUCUUCUUGAACGUGCGCACUCCACCGGGCACGGUAAAAGAAAAACUGAACAAGGUUGACUGGUUCGGAAAUCUCAUUGUCAUCUGCGGCACUACUUUGGCUAUCAUCGGCUUGACCUGGGGAGGCAUUCGCUACCAUUGGACUGAUAAGCAUGUGUUGGCACCUCUCAUUAUCGGCUUCGCUCUUCUUGGUGCAUUCGCCUGGUAUGAGGUUAAGGUUCCAGCCAAACCGACUGUUCCUUCAGACCUUCUCAAGAACCGUACCACCCUAAGCGCCAUUUUAAUGACUGCCAUGCACGGCAUCGCGAGUAUCUCCGUCCUGUACUACUUACCUGUGUUCUUCCAAUCCUCAUUUGCCGCCUCCCCCAUCCGUUCCGCAGUCCAAUUCCUGCCCAGCGCGUUGAUCAUAGCGCCAUUUGCUCUCUCCUCUGGUUUCAUUGUUGCUAUAACAGGAAAAUACCGACCGGUCAACUGGGCUGGGUGGGCACUGGUUAUGAUCGGGUUCGGACUGCUUAGUUUGCUCAAGGAGGAUACUUCAACCGGGAAGUGGGUCGGCUAUCAGCUGGUUGCCAGUGCUGGACUUGGUCUGGUGUACUCUGCGCCCGUCUUUCCGCUACUGGCACCUCAGCCUAUCAGUCGAACAGCUUCUGCCUUGGCACUUUUCGCGUUCACCCGUGCAUUUACACAGACCUGGGGUAUAACCAUUGGAAGUACUAUUCUCCAGAACAAACUUAAAAUCAACCUCCCUGCUACCUACCUCGCCACAUUCCCGGCCGGCCGUGAGAUCGCAUACGCCGCCAUUCCCAACAUCCCUUCGUUAGCCGAACCUUUGCAAACAGAAGUCAGGGUCGCCUUUGCUAAAAGUAUGAAGGUCGUAUGGCAGACCAUGGUCGGGAUUUCUGGUGCUGGGUUUUUGUUCAGCCUACUCAUGCAAGAAGUGGAGAUGGUCGGGGUUGUUGACGAGACCUAUGCCCUCCAGGCACCUUCGGAGAAGAAGAAGACUGAGAAUCGGGAUGUAGAAAAGGCUACUCCCCCAGGAACGUCGUAAGCGAGAGGAUCUUUGGGAUGCGCAAUAACGUUUUUCCCCCUCAUGAAUUAAUCAUAUAGACACACUAAUAUAACGACACGGUCAGCUCGUACACAAACUGAAUCAUUCGCAUCGCUGUAAUGUUAACGUACAUUUGUCUAUAUAUCAUCACAAUUAUAAAGGUCAUAGAAUGAUAUUCGUUUGGUUGAGCAUUUCGCUCAACUUAAAGUUCCCACGCUCCUUCCUUUCACAUCCAUGCUAUCCGAUUUUGCUUCUGAUACUUAUUUGAUAGUAAG
Guyanagaster necrorhizus is the source of this 2171-nucleotide messenger RNA. Its product is annotated as iron permease. Gene Ontology annotation, molecular function: transmembrane transporter activity. Gene Ontology annotation, cellular component: plasma membrane. The coding region runs from base 154 to 1896 and encodes 580 amino acids. NCBI's taxonomy places the organism in Eukaryota, Fungi, Basidiomycota, Agaricomycetes, Agaricales, Physalacriaceae. The transcript has 12 exons. The record is from RefSeq and is a predicted model, not a curated record. Gene Ontology annotation, biological process: transmembrane transport.